Molecule: messenger RNA, 4517 nt
Organism: Anguilla rostrata (American eel)
Lineage: Eukaryota; Metazoa; Chordata; Actinopteri; Anguilliformes; Anguillidae
Product: ceramide transfer protein-like
Exons: 18
Coding region: 47-1906 (619 amino acids)
Biological process (GO): ER to Golgi ceramide transport
Molecular function (GO): lipid binding
Source: RefSeq, a predicted model, not a curated record
CUUUUAUUUUCUUUUUCUGUCUGACGCGGCUGGCAAGCUAAUAUAAAUGUCGGAUAAUCAGAGUUGGAAUUCGUCUGGCUCGGAGGAGGACUUGGACACGGAGUCUGGGCAGCCUGUUGAGCUCGGUGGGAUCCUCAGUAAGUGGACCAAUUACAUCCACGGGUGGCAGGACCGCUGGGUAGUGCUGAAGAACAACACGCUGAGCUAUUACAAGUCCGAGGACGAACGGGAGUAUGGCUGCAGGGGCUCGCUGUGCCUCAGCAAGGCUGUCAUUACGCCCCACGAGUUUGACGAGUGCCGCAUCGACAUCAGCGUGAACGACAGCGUCUGGUACCUGCGGGCCCAGGACCCCGAGCACCGGCAGCAGUGGAUCAACUCCAUCGAACUCCACAAGGCAGAGUCGGGUUAUGGCUCCGAGUCCAGCCUGCGACGCCACGGCUCCAUGCUGUCCCUCACCUCCGCAGCCAGUGGCUACUCGGCUACCUCAACGUCCUCUUUUAAGAAAGGGCACAGCUUGCGCGAGAAGCUGGCCGAGAUGGAGACCUUCCGGGACAUUCUGUGCAGGCAGGUGGACACGCUGCAGAAGUACUUCGACGCCUGCGCGGACGGCGUGUCCAAAGACGAGUUUCAGAGGGAUAAAGUUGUGGAGGACGACGAGGACGACUUUCCGAACACUCGUCCGGACGGCGACAACUUUCACAACAACAACGACAGCAAAGAGAAACUGUUAGCGACUGUGAGCCUGAGGGGAAUCAAUGGGAUCGACUUCAAAGGGGAGGCCAUCACCUUCAAGGCCACCACGGCUGGAAUCCUGUCCACGCUGUCUCACUGCAUCGACCUCAUGGUGAAGAGGGAGGACAGCUGGCAGAAGAGACUGGACAAGGAAAUGGAGAAGAGGAGACGAGUAGAGGAUGCUUAUAGGACUGCCACGGCAGAACUGAAAAAGAAAUCUCACUUUGGAGGCCCCGAUUAUGAAGAAGGUCCAAACAGUCUCAUCAAUGAAGACGAGUUCUUUGACGCUGUUGAAGCUGCCCUUGACAGGCAAGACAAGAUUGAGGAGCAGUGCCAGUCGGAGAAAUCCCGGAUACACCGGCCCACCCCCGAACCCCCAGGAGACGUGUACUGUGUCAUCGGCACUCACAGGUUCGCCCAGAAGCCCCAUACCUGCCCUUCCAUUGAUCUAGUCAUUGCUCCUGAUGCUCACAGAUUCAGCGCGCAGGUGGAGGAGAUGGUGCAGAACCACAUGACCUACUCUCUCCAGGAUGUGGGCGGGGACGCCAACUGGCAGCUGGUGGUGGAGGAGGGAGAGAUGAAGGUGUACCGGAGAGAGGUGGAGGAGAACGGGAUCGUUCUGGACCCCCUGAAGGCCACUCACUCGGUGAAGGGCGUGACCGGCCACGAGGUGUGCCACCACUUCUGGAACACGGAGGUCCGGAACGACUGGGAGACGACCAUCGAAAACUUCCACGUGGUGGAGACGCUGUCGGACAACGCGAUCAUCGUCUACCAGACGCACAAGAGGGUGUGGCCGGCCUCCCAGAGGGAUGUCCUCUACUUGUCAGCUAUCCGCAAGAUCCUGGCCAACAAUGAGAACGACCCCGAUACUUGGCUGGUCUGCAACUUUUCUGUGGAUCAUGACAGUGCCCUUCCCACAAACAAGUGUGUCCGUGCCAAGAUCAAUGUGGCCAUGAUCUGCCAGACCCUCGUCAGCCCACCAGAGGGCGACAAAGAGAUCAGCAGAGACAACAUCCUCUGCAAAAUCACCUACGUAGCUAAUGUGAACCCGGGCGGCUGGGCGCCCGCCUCGGUCCUCCGAGCAGUGGCCAAAAGGGAGUACCCCAAAUUCCUCAAGCGCUUCACCUCCUACGUCCAGGAGAAGACUGCCGGCAAGCCCAUCCUUUUCUGAGCCCUGCAGCAUCCCAGCGCCAUAGGCUGGACGUCCGACAUCACGCCAUGCGGAGAGUGAGCCCAGGCAGAGCACACAUUCCAGAGGCCCUGGGAACUCCCUCAGCGGGCAGAGGCUCCGCCCUGGCAUCCCUGCCCCGCCCCCAGCCCCACCCUCUGUCCUGCCCCCGGCCCCGCCUUUCCCCUGGGCUGUUCAGCCAUGCGCUGCCACGGUAGCAUCACUACCAGUGUGCCCUAAACAAGCUAUGGCUCACACAGGCCACGCCCCCUCCACGCUAGUUUGGAAUGGGGACGAAAUGUGGCUUUGAGUCUUAACCAGAAGCACACUAGUUAUCGCUGUAAUCCCGCUAUGUUGGCCAAAUGGAUUUAGUAUCGAUAGCCAAACAUAUUUGGUUUUGGUAGCCAAAAGUUUUGUUUUUGGUUUAUAGAGCCAAACGUCGUUUUGGUUUUGAUGGUCGAACGUCAUUUGGGUUUUUUUUGUUUUCUUUGUCGUAUGUUUGGUUUUGUCUACCGUUCAAACUUUAUUAAGCAAUUUUUGGGAGAUGAACCCUAAGCCCUUCCUUUUGUAAAUGUACAAUUGUAAUAAUUAUUAUUUUUAAUGGUUCUCGUUUUGUCCGUCAGUUUGCUUUAAUCACUGAUCUCAUGGCUUAUAUUAAUGCUGCUGAAUUUUCUAAAAAUUAGAAGAAAAAGAAAACAGUUGUUUUGCCUUCUGCUUAAAGAAUCAUCUUGCUAAUUGUUGAGGGCUCUUGUUGAGCUGUGACCUUGCCUUUUCGUCUCCUCUCUGGUGAAGACCGCUCACCGGCUCUGAUGGAGGGAGAGUUUGGAAAGCUUCCUGCAUUCUUUCAGAAUGAUCUAUAUUUCUACCUUGUUCGAGUUGUAGAUGCGUUAUGAAUCGGCCAAUCGAGUCUCGGGCCUUCGGUGCGGCUUGUGGAAAAACCCGCCGCACAGCCGGACGUCAGGGGUCCGCCCACCCCGUAGCCACCUGACAUAUUGCCAGCUCAUCAUUGGCUAUUUAACUGACACGUGCAGAAGCGUUCCUCCCCAUCGGCUGACCUGCUGGGAACGGCCGGGCUGCCGUUUGAGGAUUGCCUAAUUUGCAUAUCGUUUUAUAAAACACUCGCGUCUAUGUGUAUAGAUUCUGUAAAUGUUUUUUUUUGAGGGACUGUUCACACUUUGUAUGCCUCGGAGGUCGGAAUAUACAGGUUCUCUAUGGAAACCUGAUCAAUAGCAAGAGCUGUGUCUAAAUCCCAGGACAUACGAUCUGAAACUGGGUACUUCUAGUAAAAAGGUUCAGUCUGGAAGGAAAAGGAAAAAGUCUUUUUAGCUUUUAUGGCUUUGUUCUAAUUUGCAUUUAUAAAGUAAUUUGAAAGGGGGGGGUGACUUUUCAUUUGAUUUCUCACCUUAAGACAGAUUUUUCAUUCUUCAUUGUGAGUUUGCAAUCAGCAUGGGAAAGUCCAUGUAGCUAUAGAGCUCAGCUAGGUGUCUUAUAGCUCCAGUCAGCUUGUAAGCUGAAGGAACAAAGAGAAUGCUGAUCUCUCACUGAUCAGACAAGCGAUUUCCAAAACCUGAUGUUGAAAUAUACAAUCAGUCAAUCAAUUUGUGCAUUUAAAGAAAAACAAAAGGCAAGCUGUGGGAGUUUGGCAUGCCUGUGUUUAUAGAGUUCCUGUCAUUAUUCGCGUUUGCACUACGUGUAAUUAGGAAAUGUGAUGUCAGUAAAGUGAUCACACUAAACAAGCAGUCUGGAGCAAAUGGACCGUACUGUGAAAAUAUGGUACUGUACAGCCUCACACUUGAUUGGACGGGCCCUACCACGGCUUGACACGUGAUUGGACACACCCUACCCCGGUCUGACGCGUGAUUAAACAGGGCCUCGCCUCGGUCUCUCGUACGCACGUGCCCAGAUCCUGCAAGAACGGACUUUUGAGUCUGCAUAUUCCAAGCUAUUGCUCCCCGGUCGUCUCUCCUCUGAAACGGAGAGAAACAGCCGUAAUCUCAUCAAUUAAAGCCCUAACGUCCCUAAUCUCAGCAGUUAAACCCUUGUACCUGAACAACGUCCCGACAGCUCUGUCCUUCCCUUUUCAAAGUGCGCUUUGGAUAAUUCUGAAGUGUACAUUGGAGGGAUCUGAUGUAUAUAUUGGAUGGAUCUGAUGUACACAUUGGAUAGAUCUGAAGUGCACGUUUCCAAAUUGCACAUUGGAUAAAUUGAUUUACACAUCGGAUUGAUCUGAUGUACUACACAUUGGAUAAAUCUGAUUUACAUAUCGGAUAGAUCUAAUGUGCACAUUGGGUAGAUCUGAAAUACAUGUUUCUGAGGUGCACAUUGGAUAAAUCUAAUGUACACAUUGGAUAGAUCUGAUGUAUACAUUUCUCAUGUACACAUUGGAUGGAAGUAUGUUUUUGGGGAAUGUAUAGACUGUAAUGUUUUAUAGAAGAUUAUCAAAUUCUCAUUAAAUUCUGUACAAAACCUGUUUCAUGAUGGCAUCAAUCUGUACAAAAAAAGAGAAUCUGAUUCAAAACAUUGUAUAAUAACAAAAUAGAUUUUUUGUGAGCUUUUAGCUCUACUUUGUUCUCUAAUUGAACAGUAUUUAAAAUUAAAGGGUAUUAAAAAUGAA